AUGAGUCUCGACCAAGCAACAAAUGGUGCCCAGACGCCUUCUGAACCUAUUGAGGCUCCUCCUAACUCUCCACAAGCUCUUAAGGAACUCAUCAAAUAUCUAAGCCUUCCUGACUUGGACUCCCUCUACUUCGUCACCGAAACUGAUCUCCUGAACUACUCUCAACUACACCCUCUUGACCUACCUACCCGUGUCAAGUUCCAACAAGCUCUUAGACACUUCCAACCUUCAUCUACCACUACUACUACAAAGUCUGAUUCAAAGUCUACUACUACACCAUCCACUGCUACCACUAAAUCUGUCCUUGCCGAAUCGGCAAUGCCGAUGCUUCAUCUCAAAACUCUCAAGCCCUCAUCCUCUGACAGCUACCAACCCCACGACUCUCAAGUUGAGAGUCUCAACGCUCCCGACAACAAAGCGUGGCUCGGUCGACAAGAUCAACGCCCUAUAGCUGCCUAUAUUCGCUGA
This is a messenger RNA of Perkinsus marinus ATCC 50983, 468 nucleotides long. RefSeq lists its product as hypothetical. The record is from RefSeq and is a predicted model, not a curated record. The transcript has a single exon. The coding region runs from base 1 to 468 and encodes 155 amino acids. NCBI's taxonomy places the organism in Eukaryota, Perkinsozoa, Perkinsida, Perkinsidae.